Raphanus sativus (radish) is the source of this 1548-nucleotide messenger RNA. RefSeq lists its product as uncharacterized. Lineage: Eukaryota; Viridiplantae; Streptophyta; Magnoliopsida; Brassicales; Brassicaceae. The record is from RefSeq and is a predicted model, not a curated record. Gene Ontology annotation, cellular component: membrane. The transcript is spliced from 9 exons. The coding region runs from base 127 to 1335 and encodes 402 amino acids.
UUUUUUUUUUUUUUUUUGAACACCAUUCGAAGACCAGUCUAUAGACGGCAUAAGAGGGUUUUGUAUCGUAUCAGAGGGGGUUUUUGCUUUCUUCAUUUUCUGAUUGAUAUCCGCGUAGGUCUCACGAUGAACCACCUCGUCCGUAAAACUUCCCUCGGUCACACCGCCGCGAGGUCCAUCGGAUACCUCCGGCAAUCUUCCGCCUCCUCUCCAUCUCCGAUUUACUCCACCGUCCGCCGGUUCACCUCUGCCGGCUAUCCAUCCAACAGCUUUCAGUUAACUCCACCGGUGAACUGGGGAGUACGGAUAGUACCGGAGAAGAAGGCCUUUGUGAUUGAGCGAUUCGGGAAAUUCGCCAAGACAUUACCGUCCGGGAUUCACUUCCUGAUUCCGUUUGUUGAUCGAAUCGCUUAUGUUCAUUCCCUCAAGGAAGAAGCGAUCCCCAUUCCUAAUCAGACUGCCAUUACUAAAGACAACGUCAGCAUACACAUCGAUGGCGUUCUCUAUGUCAAGAUAGUGGAUCCUAAGUUAGCUUCUUAUGGCGUUGAGAGUCCUAUCUACGCUGUUGUUCAGCUGGCUCAGACCACCAUGCGUAGUGAGCUUGGUAAGAUCACCCUUGAUAAGACCUUUGAGGAACGAGAUACUCUCAACGAGAAGAUUGUGGAAGCCAUCAAUGUUGCUGCAAGAGACUGGGGUCUUCAGUGUCUUCGUUACGAGAUAAGGGAUAUUAUGCCCCCUCAUGGAGUGAGGGUUGCUAUGGAGAUGCAAGCUGAAGCUGAACGUAAAAAGAGAGCCCAGAUUCUUGAGUCUGAAGGAGAAAGGCAAGCUCAUAUCAAUAUUGCUGAUGGUAAGAAAAGUUCUGUAAUCUUGGCAUCUGAAGCUGCAAAGAUGGACCAAGUGAAUCGAGCACAGGGUGAGGCUGAAGCAAUACUGGCUAGAGCACAAGCAACUGCUAGAGGCCUUGCCAUGUUAUCUCAGUCUCUCAAAGAAACUGGGGGAGUAGAGGCUGCGAGUUUGAGAGUUGCAGAGCAAUACAUUCAAGCGUUCAGUAACAUUGCCAAGGAGGGUACGACAAUGUUGCUACCAAGUACGGCUUCAAAUCCUGCUAGCAUGAUUGCUCAAGCUUUAACAAUGUACAAAAGCCUUGUGAACCAAGGUCCAAAGAGCGAUGAUCAAGAAACAUCAGCAGUGGAAGGUGACUGGGAAGACAUAGGUGAGAAAGAUAUAUCAGAAGGCUCUAAAAACCGAUCAGGCUCGACAUCAUUCGAAACAGAGAAACCAGGUCACACCGGUGAACCGGUAUUUUCUCUUCAGAGUCGCAACAAGGAGCCAUAGUAGCCCAGCUAAACCAAGAAUGAGAUAAUUGUAUGUGCCUGAGAGAACAGAAAAUCCAUCUUUUCCAGUUUUCAAAAAAAUGAGACUGUCUUCCCUGUUUGAGCGGUGGCAUAAAUAUCAUAUGCCAUUUGGCAAAUAGAAAACAUAUCUGAACAUCUAUUCUCUGAAAGUGUUUUUCCCAAAUGAUUUGGUCUGAACAUUUUCCCUACGAAA